Molecule: messenger RNA, 963 nt
Organism: Humulus lupulus (European hop)
Lineage: Eukaryota; Viridiplantae; Streptophyta; Magnoliopsida; Rosales; Cannabaceae
Product: putative B3 domain-containing protein REM15
Exons: 5
Coding region: 1-963 (320 amino acids)
Molecular function (GO): DNA binding
Source: RefSeq, a predicted model, not a curated record
AUGGCUGAAGCCCUUAAGAGAGCUAAAGGUUUUAAAUCUAAAGAUCCCUUUUUCAUGAUUUGCAUGCGACCAUCGUUUGUUGGAACUAAGCUUAAUAUGAUUAUACCAUCUGUCUUUGCAAAAAAUUACCUCCUCAGUACUAGUAAGCAUCAAGAUGUGAUCCUUAAGGUUCAGGAUGGAAGGACCUGGUCUGUGAAAUACUAUUUCAGAUCGCAUGGCAGGUCUCCAAAAACCAGAUUUGAGGGUGGUUGGAAGGCAUUUGCUGAAGACAAUAAUUUGAAAUUAGGUAAUGUUUGUGCCUUUGUUUUGAGAAAGAGUACGGGGAUAAUGUUGUUUGAAGUCGUUAUUUUUUGUGAAAAUGGGGUAGCAAAUUCCCCUAUGUUACCAGAACUUAAUGUCAUGACAAAAGAAAGCCGAUCAAGUAAAGUAGAAUCUUGUAGCACCAUGAAGGAGCAAGCUCUUGAAAGAGCAAGUUGUUCUCAAACUAAAAGGCCAUCCUUCAGUCACUAUGCGUGCAGUUGCUUGCCAUACAAGUUUGUGGAGAAGUACAUUAGUAAGAAAGAAUGUGAGGUAAGGCUUUGGGUUUCGGAUGGUAGAUCUUGGUUUGUCCAAUUAAGGGUGAGGCAAAGAAAUGUGUUACCCAGAGCUGAAUUAUUAAGCCAUGGCUGGAAAUCAUUUGCACUAGACAAUAGUCUGCGAGCGGGUGAUAUUUGCACAUUUGAACUUACUAACAAUGGCAAUGAAAUUUCAUUUAAAGUUUCCAUUGUUAAGAUAGCUGAUGAUGCAUGUAACAAGCAAGUUGCAAAUAAGAGAAGAACAACUACACCAUCCAAGCGAAAGAGAAAUCCUUGUGUGAAAGUUGAAUCUUCUUUUAAUUAUGAUAAAGCCAACAUGAUUCCACAGAACCUGAUUGCAAAGAUAGAACAAGAGAAAAUUAAAGUUGAACCUUCAGGUAUGCUAUGA